ACAGCUGGCCACCAGUUAAGGAUUAAACCGAGAUAAAAAGAAAAAGGACUACUAAAAUAAAAUAAAUUUGUUUGAGGAUCAGGUAAAAUAAGAAAUGAUAUUAGAAGGACCUUAAAAUGCGUUUUACCUUAAAAAAUGACCGUUUUUUCUUUCGGAAGAGGAGAAAACGACCCGACCCGGAAACUAUAGAGCGGGUAGCGUCAAAUCGCCGUGGUGGAGCGGUGCUAUGUAAAGAACCCGUCGUCUCUUUUUGAACUCUAAUAAAGAAGAAAUGGCUUUCAGAAAAGAUUUGUGCAGAAACUUUCAGCGCGGAAGUUGUCAAUAUGGAGAAAGAUGCAAAUUUGUUCAUGCAACUCAACAACAACAGCAGCAUCAAAAUCAAAAUCCCUUUGGAUUCGGAAAUAGCUCGCAGCAAAAGCAAAACAACCAAUUCAAGCCUUUUGAAAAUAAAUGGAGUCGCACUGCUACGGGUCCUUCAUCCAGACAACCUGAUAAUCAGCCUUCUCAACAAUCAGGCAAUCAUAGCUGUACGGAUCCCGACUCCUGCAAGCGCCAGAUUGCUGAAGAUUAUCAGAACGAGAAACCACUUUGGAAACUUACUUGCUAUGGCCACUCUAAAAAUGCUCCUUGUGACAUCGUUGGUGAUGUUAGUUUUGAAGAAUUGCGAGCUAUUGCAUAUGAUGAGGCUAAGCGCGGAUUGACCUUGCAAUCAAUUGUUGAAAGAGAGAGAAAUUUACUUAGUUCCAAGUUGAUCGAGUUUGAGAGCCUUCUCCGUAAUCCAUAUAUAGCACCUGCAGCAUUAUCUCGCAGCCAGACUCCAUUCCCUGGAGCAACUCCAAAUGCAAUAUUGCCUAGUGGGCAAAAUAAUGCGCCUCCUUUGUUGUCCAGUUUCAGUCAACUGGGUGCAUCACUUAACUUGGCUUCUGAAACAAGGCCUUCAACCCCGAUGAACAAUACUUCUGGGCAACCAAAUAUCUCAAAUUUCAGCCAAGCUUUGAGUACAGUUGAAACAAGACCCUCUGCAUCUUCACAAAAUAUCUUUGGACAGCCUAAUGGCUUUUCAAAUUCAAGCCAAACAUCAAGCAUAUUUGGGCCCUCUCCAUCUUCAACAAAUAUCUUUGGACAACCAAAUGGCUUUUCUAAUUCAAACCAAACAUCAAGUAUAUUUGGGAAAAACAAUUCAACUCCUCCAAAUUCUGGUUUAAUGAGCAACAAGCUUCCUGGCCUAGGAUCUAGAAAUCCCUUUUCCUCAAAUGUUCCCGGCUUCAACAACAGUAGUGUAAUAAGUAAUCAAAGUAGUCCAUUUUCAUCUUCAGCAGUGUCAACACAAGACACCCAUUCAACUACUACUGCCCAGCCGUUCGUCACUUUUGAUGCAGCUAACGCAACUUCCAGUGCAGUUGGAGAUGAAAUGCAAAGAGAGAGUGUUACAGUUGAUGCAAGUAUUUGGUUAAAAGAAAAGUGGACACGUGGAGAGUUUCCAGAAGAGGCGCCUCCGGAUGAAUAUAUUUGAUUAUGGCAUGUUAAGAUCUGAGGAGCCAGCAAGCAUCCCGUCUAUUUGUUGUGAGAAGGGGACUCUCUUAUUUUGGUUUUAUGAGACGAAGUGAGUUGUAUAUUUUCCAGUCUGCAUAGUUGUUCUUGGUUCCUUUUUCUUCUUUCUGAUGCGGAAGUAAAAUGGGGUGUGUUUGAGUUGGGAGGUGGAAACAGUCACCAGGUCCUGAUAGUUUUUCAAUUGCAUUGGGAGCUUGUAAAAUGGGAUGUGCUCAAAUUGUUGAAGGAAUUAUGCACUAUUGCUAGGCUCCAAUAUGAAAUUAAAAAUGCAAAUGUAGUGUAGGCUAGACAAGUGAGAACAAUUUAAACCCGUUAGCUAUUCGAAUUUUAUGUAUAAUUGCGAAGACGACAGUUAAUAAUAGAUUGAAUAGUAGUCAGAUGUAUGGACAUUACUCCUUCCUUUUUGUUUAAAAAGAGAUGUUCUUUUUA
Messenger RNA from Mercurialis annua (annual mercury), 1980 nucleotides. Its product is annotated as zinc finger CCCH domain-containing protein 16. Gene Ontology annotation, molecular function: metal ion binding. NCBI's taxonomy places the organism in Eukaryota, Viridiplantae, Streptophyta, Magnoliopsida, Malpighiales, Euphorbiaceae. The coding region runs from base 272 to 1513 and encodes 413 amino acids. The record is from RefSeq and is a predicted model, not a curated record. The transcript has 11 exons.